Corticium candelabrum is the source of this 2005-nucleotide messenger RNA. RefSeq names its product zinc finger protein 862-like. The coding region runs from base 68 to 1903 and encodes 611 amino acids. The transcript has a single exon. Lineage: Eukaryota; Metazoa; Porifera; Homoscleromorpha; Homosclerophorida; Plakinidae. The record is from RefSeq and is a predicted model, not a curated record.
AACAACAACAACAGCAACUACAACAGCAUUGUGAUUAUUAACAUCAGGGUGUUCUCUUUUGCCAACUAUGAAAGGCAAAUAUGAUGUUAAAUAUGAUGCUGUAAAGCGACAGAAAAAGUUUGUUUCGACAUGGAGAAAUCAUUACCCUUGGUUACAAAUAUGCGUGGAAGAAAAGUACAAUGACGGCAGCGUUCGUCCUGAUUUUAUGCAAUGUAGAGUCUGUGUAAACAAUCCACUCAUUGCCGACAAACGUAGUGCAUUUUUUAUUGGCUCAACGAACUCUAGAAUAGAUCCCAUCAAGAAACACAACUUGUCAAGACAGCAUAUUGCAUGUGUACGUGCUGAAGAAAUGCGAGCAGGACCAGUGAACGUCGAGAUUACAAAGAUCGAAGCUGGCCUUCUUUCUCUUCAUAGCAAAGAACGGCAACAUUAUCAGUAUUUGUUUCGCACAGCAUACGCUGUUGCAAAGAAAUGCAAGCCUUUUCUUGACUAUGAGUACAUUUGUGAGGUACAGCAGGCCAAUGAUGUUGAUCUAGGUAAGAACUAUCUGCGCGAUAAGUCUGCAGCCUUGUUCACGAAGUAUAUUGCUGAUGAUCUAAGGUGCAAGACUGCUGAUGAUUUAAAGCAGUGUCGCUAUCUCUCGGUGAUUUGUGAUGGAUCAACAGAUUUGACUGUAGUGGAACAGGAGGUUGUCAUGGUUCGCUACAUUGAUCUUACGACUGGUCGACCAGUGACUAGGUUGGCUGCAUUGAUAGAGUUGGAACACGCUCACGCAGAUGGAGUACAUACAGCGCUAAAGGAUGGUUUGCGAAGAGUUAUUAGUGAACAACCCGAGGAUACCCUCAGGCUCUGUACGCAUGGGGCCAACAUUGUUUGCGGGAAUUUCGAUGGUGCUGCUGUCAUGAUGGGUGAUCGCAACGGUGUCAAAGCAAAGCUGGUCAGAGACUAUCCUUGCGCCGUUGUAAUUCACUGUGUUGCUCACAAACUAGAGCUUGGCAUUCUUGAUGCAGUUAAAGCGGUUCCAUAUCUUGCAGAGUUUGAAGCAAGUAUUAAGGAAAUUUUCAAAAUAUAUCGGUAUUCACCUAAACGGCAACGAGAGCUGAAACAAGCUGCAUCUACUCUUGACGAAGAGCUCAAGUCCUUUUCUGAUAUCAAGCAAGUUAGGUGGGUUGCUAGUAAAGAGCGGGCUCUCAAAGCAAUCCUGCAGAACUUGUCAUCUUUAGCUGCCCACCUGGAGCAUAUGGCUGCUGACGCCGGAAACAGUAGCGAAGAGAAGUCUAGAGGUCGAAGUAUAUUAGAUACCAUCUUGAGUCUCCGUUUUAUCUUUUGGAUUCACAUGAUGCUAGAUUUUCUUGCGAUUGUGACUAAAGUCUCAAGAAAAUUCCAACAGAACGACAUUGUUUUAAUUGAAGUGCCAAUCAUUAUUGAUGAUUGCAUUGAUGCUUUAUCAGACCUUCUACAGCAAUGUGGAGAUUAUCGUAAGAAGUUCAAUGCUAUGUUCAAUGCACAUGAGAACACAUAUGGUACUUUGCAACUUAGUUCUCAGCGAUCAACCAGAGGUGGCAUCCAUGCUAACACUGUUACCACUGUCGACUUAGAUGACGACGCAGAGAAGUUUGUGAAGGGUGCUUUGUCAUAUCUGAAAAUGCACUUUGGUUGCUUCAAAAAUCCAACCUCGUCACAUUUCGCAGCAUUAAACUUUAAGAAAUGGCCAUACGAUGAAACCGAGAGAAAGAGCUUUGGUCAUGACGACAUCAGCGGUUUAGUUAAAGCUUUUGAGUUAGCAAUGAAAAAUGCCAGCUGCAAUGUGGAAAGUGUUCGCAGUGAGUGGGGGAUUCCACCGGAAACUGAAACGCCGUGUAGUCUCACUUCGAACCUCUCCUAUACUUUCAGUCUACACUGAUCUAUUGAAAGGUGAAUUCAGCAACCCUGACGGUGACCUCUCGAAUAUUCUGCACCUUGUGCACAUCAUGCUCACUAUGAGUCCCAGCACUGCUGAAUGUGA